CUCUAGAAGCGGGGGUUUGCCGGGAAUCAUAGUUUUACUUUGCCAACUCUCCAAUUUUUUUACAACACUGCUGAAGAAUGUUGAAACUCAGCAUCCCAUAGAACACUGCUAUCAUAUCUUCCUCCCAUGUGACUUCAUGUGUUUAUAGAUGCAACAUUUUAGCUAUCACUAAUUUGUUAGUUAGCUGUCUCUCAUACGAUAAAAAGCUAUUUGCAAGACAUUUAAGGGAGCACAAAAAAAGUGUUAAGUGGAACGGUUGCUGGAAUAGCUACUGUCGUGCCCCUUGUUCGUGUGUUGAGAAGUGACAACGUAAUAGCUAGUUCCCCAGCUAAAAACAGGCGAGCUAGCUUGUUUUUUUUAAUGGACCAGCCUGUGAGACCGCUAACGUUAUCUAGCUAGCCAAAAGAAGCAUAUUGAAGCCUAAUGAUUGGAAUUUAGGGGGCUUUUUGCUAAAGGAAUUGCAAGGCACUUCAUCUUCUUACAGUGAUGGAGGAAGUUGAUAAGAUUUUAAUUCACUCCCUUAGACAGACCGGCACGGACGUGGGGGAGGAUGUACAGAGUGUGAAGCGCUUCUCCAGUGAGCUCAUAGUGGAGGCGGUAGUGAAAUGUCUGCGAGUGAUCGACCCGGCCCUGGGGAGCAGCCUGUCCCACUCCUUACCCCCCGGCAUGUCUGCCCGCUUUCGAGUGGGCAUGAGCCUGGCACAGGCCUGUCAGGACCUUGGCUACAAGGGAGAGAUUGGCUACCAGACCUUUCUUUACAGCAAUGAGCCAGAGAUCCGCUCCCUGCUCAUGUUCCUGGUGGAGAAGCUGCCCAGAGAAAGUGCUGAGGCCUUGGACCAACCAGCAGGUAAAUCGGUCCUCCUCCAGAAAUUGAUAGCUGCCCAGAUCAAAGCUCAGCUGGCCUUGCCUUGGCUCCCUCCAUCUUGCAGACUACCCCUCCUAUGUAAAACACAGAUCAUAAAGGAAGCUGGAUUUCAAGGCUGGUCGGUGAAAGUAAACCCAGGACCGUCCCACAGUUUCCACUCUCAGCCCCUUAGUGUACUGCACUGCCUCAAAGUGCCUGGGAAAAAGCAAUUGAAAGGUAAACCCCAGAAUACACAGGGCCCUCUGAUAUGCAAUGACAAGGAAAAUGACUACCACAGGGAAUUUCUUCCCCCUGUGACUGCUCAGCCGUCACAGCAUGCCUCAGUGCCGGCCUCCCUGCUGGAGCUGCAUGCAGGGGAGCUUAGUGCCGCCCAGGAGUGGCAAAAUGAGUGGAACAGCCAAGGCCUUCUUUCCCGCCUCACACCUGAGGAAUAUCGCUCCAGGAAGCGUUCCCGUCUGCAGAAGCGGAUCGAAGAGCAGCUGCGCACUGCGGCCCAGCCUCACUCGGACACCCUCGGUGCCCACAGGUCGGGCUCUGAUCUCACAGAGCUACUGCAGUCCUUUGGGGGCUCCUCCCUCGGUGGUGACAUCCUCGCCAAGGGCACCCGCUUCACUCACACUGAGAAAUUCACUUUCACACAGGAGCCUGCGAAAGCCUCCCAGCAGAUGGCAGCAGCGGCCAGCUCCCUUCCCAGCUCGCAUCAGUCAGAGGAGGAACUGCAGGCCCGACAGCAGGAGGAGCUGGCCUCCCUGCAGCAGCAGCUACAGCAGCUCUCCCUCAGCCUAGAGGAGGUGGGCGGAGACAUGAGGCAGCUCACCGUAUCCAUACUUCAGGUGUCAGAUGAGCUGAAGCAGAAAGAGCUGAGCAAGGCGGAGAAGGAGGACUCUGUGCGGGUGAAGAAGCAGACCAUUGACCUGAUGCCGGACGCAGAGAACAACCUGGCCAAGCUGCAGGCCCUGGUGGAGGGAAGUGCCAAGCGAGUGGUCAACCUUGCCGCGCAGUGGGAGAAACGCAGAGCUCCGCUCAUCGAUGAGCACCGCAGGCUCAAGGAGCUCUGCAGCAACCAAGAGAUUGAGUCCUCCAGAAAGCUAUCUGAAAUCAAAGAGCUUCACAACAAAAUCCGUCAAUCUGCGGAGGAGUCCAAGAAGAAGGAGGCACUGUAUAAACAACUGAUAACAGAGUUUGAGAAUCUCCCCAAAGAUGUCUCCCGCUCAGCAUACACUGCGAGGAUCCUGGAGAUCGUUGGCAAUAUCAGGAAACAGAAGGAAGAAAUUACGAAGAUUCUGUCUGACACUAAGGAGCUGCAGAAAGAGAUUAACAAUCUGACUGGAAAACUGGACCGAACGUUCGCUGUGACUGAUGAGCUGGUCUUCAAGGAUGCGAAGAAAGACGAAUCUGUCCGCAAAUCCUACAAGUACCUGGCAGCCUUACAUGAGAACUGCACUCAGUUGAUCCAAACUAUUGAGGACACAGGCACAAUCAUGAGAGAGAUCAGAGACCUGGAGGAACAGAUUGAAACUGAAAAUGGUAAGAAGACUGUAAGCAACCUGGAGAAGAUCCUGGAGGACUACAAAGCCAUUCGCCAGGAGAACUCUGCUCUGGCUGCCAAGAUCAGAGAGGCCUGACGUGAACCUCCGCAUGAUGCACCGUAGUGGCCACCUGACGUGUCUGCUGGUCAAACUGACUGGUAGCAUGCCCUCGAGACUGCCUGUCCUGUGUGUGUGGAACCAAGAAAGCACACUCCAUCUGGUCUCAAGACUUUCAACGCUGUCCUAUGUCCACUGUCUUGUUGCAUUGCCUUCUGGGAGCACUGACGGCAUAUGGGGAAGGGGAGAUAGAUUUUUGUACCAUUUUUAUGCACAAACUUUAGCUUACCCAAAAACUAUACUGGAUAAAGAAAAGAAGUGUGAUGUGUAACAACACAGCGAUGAAUUAUACUGGCCUUGCAUCCCUGGUGUCCAUACACUGGUUCCAUAUUGAUUCCACCCAAUCAAAAAAUAAGUUUGGAAAAUGAUGCUCUGACUUUUUCUAUUAUAAAUUUGUAGUAGUUCUUCAAAAUUGCAGUAGUUCUGAUAGUGAAUGUCUUAAUGAUCUACUUUGAAGUUCACUGCAAUUCAGGUGAAUUUCUUCAUGUUGGCCCUCAUUCCCCAGAACAAUGCAGUGGUUAGGUACGGCCUAAGAUUCCAUUCAUGCCAUAUUUUGUCUUAACUGGAGUCGAUUUGGAGAUUACUAGGUUUGUCCUUUCUAGUUCAUUCUCAUGCCUUGAAAUCAAAUGCUGCUUUUGUCUGUCUCAUUGGCUCAGUGUUAUUUGGAUUAGGGAGCCUUGGUGCAAAGUAAAUGGCCUCACCUUUUGAGCACUGAUCUCCUGAAAUGGUCUAGAUUAGGUAACAAACCACAUUGAUUGAUGUAAUGAAUCAUGCGAAACUUGUAUAAAAACAAUAACAAAUAUUUGUCAUAGCAUAAAAUGAACAUGUUAAUGAA
This is a messenger RNA of Salmo salar (Atlantic salmon), 3346 nucleotides long. NCBI's taxonomy places the organism in Eukaryota, Metazoa, Chordata, Actinopteri, Salmoniformes, Salmonidae. The record is from RefSeq and is a predicted model, not a curated record.